GCGGGGCGGGGGGCGGCUCCGCGGCGAUCCGGGAUGUCGGGCUGGUGACGUAGCGCAAAGCGGGAAGGGCCGCGUCGGAUUCGCCCCCUACCCCCGGCUGCCGCCACCGCCACCCCCCCGGGCCUCCGAGCAUCCGCCCCCGCCAUGGGCAGCGCCGCGGCGGUGGGAGCGGGUGGCACACCGAGCCGCGCCGGACAUGGGCCAGGCCCCGCCGCCGCGUGAGCACCAGCAGCUUUGUCCGCGCCCGCCCCGGGCUGAGCCGUGAGUGUGGCGAGUGCCGUGUCCACCGGGAGGGGGCGGGAGCCGUGGUGACCGCGGAGCAGGGCGGUGGGUGCCAUGAAUAGCAGCUGCACGUCCCCCGCUGCCACCGCCCGCCGCCGCCUGCAGCACCGGGAUCGAUAGAGGUGGGGGCUGCAGACGCGCCAUGGCCGGCAGCGGCUACACGGACCUGCGGGAGAAGCUCAAGUCCAUGAUGCCCUACCGGGAUGGCCACAAAGGCGGUGGCGGCAGCCUCCCACGGGAGCCCCCUGAACCCCCCUACGACCGCAAGCGUCGGCACCAGGAGGACUCCAGCUCUGAGCCCAGCGACUAUGAGGAGCAGAAGGAAGAGGAAGAAGCUCGGAAAGUCAAGAGCGGCAUCCGCCAGCUUCGCCUCUUCAGCGCUGAGGAGUGUGCCAAGAUUGAAGCACGGAUCGAGGACGUGGUGUCCCGGGCAGAGAAGGGGCUCUACAAGGAGCACACAGUGGAUCGGGCGCCGCUGCGGAACAAGUAUUUUUUCGGGGAGGGCUAUACCUACGGCUCCCAGCUGCAGAGACGGGGGCCCGGCCAGGAGCGCCUGUACCCACGGGGAGAGGUGGACGCCAUCCCCGAGUGGGUGCAUGACCUGGUGAUCCGGAAGCUUGUGGAGCACCGGGUGAUUCCCGAGGGCUUUGUGAACAGUGCUGUCAUCAACGACUACCAGCCAGGGGGCUGCAUUGUCUCCCACGUGGACCCCAUCCAUAUCUUUGAGAGGCCCAUCGUCUCCGUCUCCUUCUUCAGCGACUCGGCACUCUGCUUUGGGUGUAAAUUCCAGUUCAAACCCAUCCGGGUCUCGGAGCCCGUUCUCUUCCUGCCUGUGAAGAGGGGAAGCGUCACGGUGCUCAGUGGGUACGCAGCCGAUGAAAUCACACACUGCAUUCGACCACAGGACAUCAAGGAGAGAAGAGCUGUCAUCAUCCUCCGAAAAACAAGACUAGAUGCGCCUCGAUUGGAAACAAAAUCCCUGAGUAGCUCUGUGUUGCCACCAAGUUAUAACUCUGACCGUCUGUCGGGAAACAACCGGGACCAGAUCCUGAAACCAAAGCGGUCCCAUCGCAAAGCAGAUCCUGAUGCUGCUCACAGGCCACGAAUUCUAGAAAUGGAUAAAGAGGAGAACAGGCGCUCAGUCCUCCUACCAAAACAUAGGAGAAGGAGCAACUUCAGCUCCGAGAACUAUUGGCGAAGGUCUUAUGAGUACACAGAGGACUGUGAUGAGGAAGAGGAGGACGGCAGCCCAGCCAGGAAAGUUAAAAUGAGGCGACACUGAGGAUUGCACUUUCCAGGCUCGUGGAGCUGAUGUGAUUGGCCUCCAGUCUGUGAAAACUUUCUCCUCCCUCUGGCUCUCUUCCAUCUAGCUUCAGUUUUGGUUUUUCCUUUCAGGCUGAAGAGUAAACGGGAAGGAUCUAGCAAUUUGUUUUUAUGAAUGGAGGAAUGCAAAGACGUACGUAAGGAUGGAACAUGUCCAGUGCACAUGGUGUCCUGAGUCAUGGGUCAAGCAGGCAUCUCUCCCUUAGGAAGCAGAUAAAGUUGUGCCAGGCUGUCUGUUGGGAUUUCUUUUGAAAACACCAAAAAGUUUAACUGUUUCAUUGCGCAAGAUUCAAGAAUUGUAUUUUUGUUUCUUUUUGCUUUAACUUUCUUCCUUUCCAAAUGUUCUAAAUAUGUUGUUUGACCCCAGGAGCUGAAACUCUCUGUGGUGGCCUCGUAGUCCUUGUUUCACCAAAGGGCUUCUUGGUCUGCUCUUCCUUAGUUGUUGUUGAGUUGUGUUUUAAGGGUGACCUGCAGUUACUGGAAGUUUGAACCUUUGCGGACCCCUCUUACUGCGAUUGAUUUCAAAGGGUUUAGGAUGUUUUUGUUGCACUUUAGUACCAGUUUUAAAUGCCGUAGGUUUCCUUUCCGGUCCCUUUUCCCAAGCCAGCGUGGGCUCGCAGCUGUGUGUCCCUGCGCCGCUCUCUCCGAGAAGAAUGUAGUUAAGCUCUGGUUUCUCAGUGCUGGUCUGACCAGGGGUAUAUUUUGGUUGAGGAGGAAGGAAACUGGGCUGGCGACACUGAGGCUGGCCCAGCAUCGACCCGAGGUCCAUAUUGGAGCCUUGGGGCUGCCGAGUGAUUGAUGGCACGGAGUACAUGCUGCUUCCCAGAGCUGCAGAUAGCAAGGAGGAGUAGGAGAGACACUGUGCUUGUGCUUGCCUUGGGAUCCCUGAGAAGAGCUGUCCCCCACUGCCUGGGGGACUGGCUUUCUACCCCCUGCCCCUUUUAUCUGGAGAGAGUUGAGAUGGUGCAGCAUCCCAUCCCGAGGGACUGGCUGUCCAGAGGGGGAGCUGGGCAGCUCAGCUGCGGUUCGUCCCCUCCGAGGCUGGCUCUGGGAGCAAGGGCAUUAUGAGGGUCUAGUUUGGCCCCAGUUCCAUCAGUUCCAUGGAUUCUCCAGCUGCUACUGCAGCAGUUGCCUGCCUCCUCUGGGCUUCUUCCUGCCUGUAUUCCUGGGAUAGGGAGUUUUCUGGAUGGUACAGAGAAUGCAGAGAAGAAUCAGGCAUUUGGCCCUGCAGAGUUAGUGUUGGAAAGUGCUGCCUUCCUCCUCUUCUCCCACCCGGUUUGCGUUAGCCCAGACCGAAGCCUCGGUGUUUUCAAAGGUUGGGGCCCAACACCAUAUUUAGAACUGCUCUUUUAAGAAACUUCCUCCAAUUGAUUCUUUGAACCCAAAUGUUGGCAGUUAUAAGGAAUAGUCUUAUUUUUAAAUUUUUACUGCUUUGCCCUCCCUCAGAUUGUAGUUUUCCUUAGUGUUGUGUCCCCCCCACACUUCACGGUCUGCACGCUUGGCAAUAAAAAGAUGUAAUAUAUUUUGAAA
Messenger RNA from Cuculus canorus (common cuckoo), 3135 nucleotides. RefSeq names its product alkB homolog 5, RNA demethylase (gene ALKBH5). Gene Ontology annotation, cellular component: nucleus. Gene Ontology annotation, molecular function: oxidative RNA demethylase activity. The transcript is spliced from 5 exons. The coding region runs from base 425 to 1564 and encodes 379 amino acids. Gene Ontology annotation, biological process: mRNA processing; mRNA export from nucleus. The record is from RefSeq and is a predicted model, not a curated record. Lineage: Eukaryota; Metazoa; Chordata; Aves; Cuculiformes; Cuculidae.